Echinops telfairi (small Madagascar hedgehog) is the source of this 1558-nucleotide messenger RNA. It is a transcript of the gene KHDRBS3, whose product is annotated as KH RNA binding domain containing, signal transduction associated 3. The record is from RefSeq and is a predicted model, not a curated record. Gene Ontology annotation, biological process: regulation of alternative mRNA splicing, via spliceosome. Gene Ontology annotation, molecular function: mRNA binding. The transcript has 9 exons. Lineage: Eukaryota; Metazoa; Chordata; Mammalia; Afrosoricida; Tenrecidae. Gene Ontology annotation, cellular component: nucleus. Bases 35 to 997 code for a protein of 320 amino acids.
UGGUGUUGCUGGGCUGUCUGAACGAUCAGCCAGGAUGGAUGAAAUAGAAAAAUUUCAGAAAGGAGAUAGCAAGGAAGACGAAAAGUACAUCGACGUGGUGAUUAAUAAGAACAUGAAGCUGGGACAGAAAGUGUUAAUCCCUGUCAAGCAGUUCCCCAAGUUCAACUUUGUGGGGAAACUCUUGGGGCCACGGGGCAAUUCCCUGAAGCGCUUACAGGAAGAAACAUUGACAAAAAUGUCCAUCCUUGGAAAAGGCUCCAUGCGGGACAAGGCGAAGGAGGAAGAGUUGCGGAAAAGUGGAGAAGCCAAGUACUUCCACCUCAAUGACGACCUGCACGUUCUCAUUGAAGUGUUCGCCCCCCCGGCAGAGGCGUAUGCCCGCAUGGGGCACGCUCUGGAAGAGAUCAAGAAGUUCCUCAUCCCCGACUACAAUGAUGAAAUCAGACAAGCCCAGCUCCAGGAGUUAACCUAUUUGAACGGUGGCUCAGAAAACGCAGACGUCCCCGUGGUCCGGGGGAAACCCCCUCUGCGGACCAGAGGGGUGCCCACCCCAGCAGUGACCAGGGGAAGAGGUGGUGUCACGGCCCGGCCUGCUGCCGUUGGUGGACCCCGAGGGACGCCGACUCCCCGAGGUGGUACCCUGUCUUCCCGAGGGCCAGUGAGCAGAGGAAGGGGGCUGCUGACCCCCCGAGCCAGAGGAGUGCCCCCUACCGGGUACCGACCUCCGCCGCCACCCCCAGCGCAAGAGACCUAUGGAGAAUACGACUACGAUGAUGGAUAUGGUACAGCUUAUGAUGAGCAGGGUUAUGAUUCCUAUGAUAACAGCUAUAGCGCCCCAGCCCAGAGCGGCGCUGAUUACUACGAUUACGGGCACGGACUCAGCGAGCAGACCUACGAUUCCUACGGACAAGAGGAGUGGCCGAACUCCAGACACAAGGCUCCUUCCUCGAGGACAACGAAGGGGGCCUACCGAGACCAGCCGUAUGGCAGAUUCUGACCGUUCUGUCUUGUGAGAUAGCCAAUCUCCACCAGUCCUGUAUCCUGUUCAAAGUAAUUUUUUUCUAUGAACAAUCCCUUUUUAAUAAGAUACGAAUGGAUGGAACUUAAAAAACUACUUUGCUGAAACGUCAACUGGGCAGAAAAGGGAAAAAAGGACAUGUAAAAAUUUUGUUAUUUCUAGUCUGUAUAUGAAAAAUAGGUCAUCAAAAGAAAAAACAUAACUUUGAUUAACUAGUGUUAAAAAGCAACCACAAAUAGGUUGACUAAAUAUGUUAAUCCAUUCUUUUAACAUCAGCCUCACCUUUCCUUGUAAAGGUUCCCACAGGACUUAGUUCUUUCUCUUUCAGCCUCUGCUAGUCUUUGGACGGUUUUUGUUUUGUUUUGUUUUUUGCUUUGUUUCCGUUUUCUUUUCUUUUUCCUCUUGCCAACAUGCGUAAAAAGGGAAGCCAAUUACAAGUGCAAAUAAUGUGGUAUUCUUUUGUAACUCGAGUCUUGAAAUGUUCUGUAGUGUUAAGCAAAGCGUCCUCUUGCUUGAUACUAAAUAAACUUUUGAAAGAAA